Molecule: messenger RNA, 1524 nt
Organism: Alternaria viburni
Lineage: Eukaryota; Fungi; Ascomycota; Dothideomycetes; Pleosporales; Pleosporaceae
Exons: 4
Coding region: 1-1524 (507 amino acids)
Biological process (GO): molybdopterin cofactor metabolic process
Molecular function (GO): molybdenum cofactor sulfurtransferase activity
Source: RefSeq, a predicted model, not a curated record
AUGAUUGCCAACGAUAAUAAGCACUGGGACGAAAACAAUCUGACGUACCUCGAUCAUGGCGGCACGACGCUCGCACCCAAGUCUUUACUCAAGUCCUUCUGCGAAGAGAUGCAAAGCACUCUCCUCGCCAAUCCUCACUCUGAUUCAUCCAAUCCGAGUGUGACUGCCGUCAUGGUAGAGCAAACCCGGCUUGCUGUCUUGAAGAUGUUCAACGCCGACCCCGUUCACUUUGAUGUCGUCUUCACCGCUAAUGCCACCGGUGCCAUCAAAUUGGUGACAGAAGGGUUCUCUGGAUACGAGAAAGGAUUCGAUUACUGUUAUCAUCGUAACAGCCAUACAAGUCUGGUUGGUGUCCGAGAGCUGGCCAAUCGUAGCCACUGUUUCGCAUCCAAUGAGGAGACAGAAUACUGGCUCGCGGGAGCGAACGAAUUUGCCUUCAAAGGUCCUCUUGCGGAGAGACCAUUGUUGUUUGCUUAUCCAGCGCAGUCGAACAUGAACGGCGAGCGACUUCCGCUGGAUUGGACAGGCAAGCUACGCUUGUCGUUGCAUCAUCCGAACUCUUACUCUCUGCUUGACGUAGCAGCCCUGGUAUCCACGACCCCAAUUGACUUGAGCAACCAUCUCUUCGCCCCCGACUUCAUCUCCUUAUCCUUCUACAAGAUCUUUGGGUUCCCGGAUCUCGGUGCUCUGAUCGUCCGGAAGGCGGCUGGCCAUGUGUUCGAUCACCGGAAGUACUUCGGCGGUGGCACGACAGAGAUGACAACUUGCCUUGGAGAAUCAUGGGUAGCCCGCAAGGACUCUAGCCUCCAUGCACGGUUAGAGGACGGGACGAUCGCUUUCCGGAAUAUUCUUGCUCUGAAGUGUGCUAUAACGACUCAUCGCGCGUUGUUCGGCGGGCUUGAACAAGUCUCGACACACGCUAGGUGGCUUGCUAGCAUCCUUCACGAUCGUUUGACGAGCAUGAUGCACUACAAUGGUGCACCAGUAUGCCAAGUAUACAAGUCGAUAGACUCUCACUAUCAAGAUUCGCAAAAACAAGGGCCGACGAUAGCUUUCAACAUACAGAGAAGCAAUGGCGCAUACAUCGGCCCGUGGCACGUUGGAUCGUUCUUCAGGGCGAGUAGGAUCCACGUUCGCACGGGCAACGUGUGCAAUCCUGCAGGUAUGGCAUGUGCGCUGGGUGUAGAGGCUGGAUGGAUACGGGGUGCGUUCGACGCAGGUCUUCGAUGCAAUACGGAGGCCGAUGUUGUGGACGGAGUGCCUUUUGGGAUAGUCAGGGUGACCCUGGGGGCCAUGAGUACCUUGGAAGAUGUUGAAACGCUCGUGAGCUGUCUUUCGCGGAACGUCGUAGAACAACAGGGGCUCCUCCAAGAGACUGCGCAGGUUCGUGAUAAGAGCAAGGAACCCCUCCUCCCUAAGUCAUGGGGAGCAUACGACCACAUUGAAGAACCCGAGGAGCUUGAUUUCGUGGCUGAGGAGGAGGAAAAGGUUGUAUCCGCGCUUUCAUGGGAGAAGGCACAUUGA